Molecule: messenger RNA, 1007 nt
Organism: Andrographis paniculata
Lineage: Eukaryota; Viridiplantae; Streptophyta; Magnoliopsida; Lamiales; Acanthaceae
Exons: 3
Coding region: 93-785 (230 amino acids)
Source: RefSeq, a predicted model, not a curated record
GGGUAUUUAUAGCGAUAAAUCGAGAAGCAGUAGUUGCCCUUCGGUGGCGAAUUGGUCCGUACUGCCGCAGCCGGAGUUAUACGGAGGUAAAAAUGGCGUUUCCGGCGGCUACGGCGCUCACCGCUUCACGUUUUCCGAUUGCACCAUUCAAACAGAGAUUAUGUCGACCUGACGGUUCCUUCCUGAUCAAUGUCCACCGAAAACAUCUUUCUGUUGCGUGCUUUGCAAAGUUCCCAAGAAUGGAACACUUUCCGGAUUCUACUAAGUUUGUAACUUUCUUGAAUUAUACCAAGGAUAAAUUAUGGGAAUUCGUCCCUGGUUCAGUUAAACAAUUUCCAUGGAAGAACGCAACGAAUGUGGCCUUGCGCGACUUACAGGCUUUAGGCAAGAAGACACUGAAAUGGACUUUGCUGGCAUACUUUGCUCUUAGUUGCCCAUCCGACAUCGUAUACUCUCUCUCUGGAAACAAAGAUUUGAUGAUUCCUCUCGGCCUUAUUAUUGGAUGUGUUAUGGCCAAUUAUUUCGAUGACAUAUCGAAGGAAGUCAUGAGCAACUACAAGGGCGACAACGCCUUCACUUGGAAACUUGUUGGAUUAUCUUGCUUCUUUGUUCUUGUGAAAGCUUUCUCCUUUUAUGUUUUGAGAGCCAAUGAUUUGGUCUUACACGUCGGAAAUGGUGGAUUGAUGCAACUCCUGUGGAAUUGGAAAAAUUUACCGAAACUUGAGGAAGAAAACUCCUCGUCCGAAGAUGCCGUUGCCACCGCCAUAGCUAAAACUGAUGAUUAGAAUCAUUGUCCUAAAAAGAGGUUAUUUGCUCACACCUUCAUGAUUUUGAGACAUGUUAACUUAGGAACAAAGGGAUAAUUAUUCUGGCGUUUGGCAUUUGUGUAGAAUUACGAAGCAGCUUUGGCUUGUUACAUAUAUGUUGAGAAUUCUUGUUUUAUCGAUAGCACACUCCAUUAUACAUUUUAAUUUUAUAAUUAAUAUAUAUAGUAAUUUAUUUAUUAA